This is a messenger RNA of Branchiostoma floridae (Florida lancelet), 4954 nucleotides long. Its product is annotated as hemicentin-2-like. Gene Ontology annotation, molecular function: cell adhesion molecule binding. Gene Ontology annotation, cellular component: cell-cell junction. Lineage: Eukaryota; Metazoa; Chordata; Leptocardii; Amphioxiformes; Branchiostomatidae. The record is from RefSeq and is a predicted model, not a curated record. Gene Ontology annotation, biological process: cell-cell adhesion. The coding region runs from base 748 to 2730 and encodes 660 amino acids. The transcript is spliced from 10 exons.
AGCAUCCACCUGUCCCAUUCACCUUCAUCUUUCUCCCGACUCCAUUCUUCGAUUCGUGCCGCGUUGAUGACAUGCUCGGUUUAAUUGCACUUUUGGGGUGAUUUUGACGUUCGUCUGUGACGUUUUUUGUUGCUUGAGACGCGUAGGACGUGGGCGUUGUACCCCCUCCCGUACCGUCAGGGUUACAACCAAUCACGCUCGGCCACGGGAUGUGAUGGAAUCCCGCUCCUCCGUGUGUUGAACGCUUGACUCCGUGCUUCUGUUCCAGCGUAAAUCCCCCACCGCUGAGACGUCUCCCGGUGGUUACCAGGCACAUCAAGCCUGCGGAUCAGGAAGAUUUGGCCGCAUCACCAGACCGCGGACUGAGGAAGACUGACGAUCGGGAUAUCACGUUAGCGUCAUCUUUGUGAUGAGCUAACUCCUGCGAUUGCUCCGGGCAAGGACUUAUAUUUCAUUCUCGGCCACAGGAAGCGGUAAGAAGAGUCGCAGAGAGAGAGAGAUAGACCCAUCGGCACACACGAGGAACAUUGCCGGCGUAAUCGCCACUCUCUCCGCGUCAAGAGGCACCGCGGCGCGUGGAAUUGCCGCAUCGGCGCCUCCAGGCAGGAACUUGUGGCCACAACGCCAGCUGGGCCAAACAUUCGAACUGUCGAGCUUGAUUUUCUACAUGCAAAAAGAUUCCAUCAUCACGGCUUGAGAGAAAAUUCCAGGGAGAAGGAAAAGGCUAAGACGGAGUGAAGGAGCAAUAUGGCGACGUCGGGCGUAGUUUACGUCUUGGUGUGCUGGUGCGGUCUGCAAGUGAUGGCCGGUCCUCGGGUUCCCUACCCGACCAACGUCCAGGGGAUGGUGGGCCUGUCGGCGACUCUACCAGCCAGCAUCAGCCAGGACAAUCUCAUCAUCUCCCUGACGUGGAGCAAGAUCGACGGCUCCGUCGGCGGCACCCGGGAAGCCGUGCUGAUCUACUCCCCGGCCACCAACACCAACAUCGCGCUGGGGUCGGUCAAGGGGAGGUCCACGCUGAAUGAGGACGGCUCCCUGGUCAUCGACAAUCUGACACUGACGGACGGAGGGCUGUACGUGAUGACCGUGCUGAUCAACACCAUAGGGCAGGUGGAGCAGUACGUACAACUCAAGAUUCAUGUCCCACCGAGCGUUUCAAUAGACUACGCCGGAUAUCCCGUCCAAGUUAUCGAAGGGACGUCAGCAACGAUCAACUGCACGGUGCUCAACUCUAGUGCCUUGGUUCAACCCGCUUACUGGACUAAAGAUGGCGUCAAGCUCGUGGAUGCGAACCUCGGUUCCGUUAGGACCGUACUACUUGACGAUACGGGGGGCGCCAGUAGUUUGUCCCUCCUUAUCCCGGAUGUGAGUCGCGCAAGGGACAAUGGGAAUUACAGCUGCGUUGCCGUGCAUAUAGGAGGAGUUACGUCCGACUCCGUCGUCAUGGAGGUGUUAUAUCCAGCAGCGGUUACAAAUAUUUCUACUGCCGUUACCAUAGAGGAGGGGAAGAGCCUGGAUCUAUUUUGUCAGGCGGAGGGAAACCCACCUCCAAAUAUCACUUGGUAUCGCUCCGCGCAAACAGGGCCCCUCCUGACAACCAUAGGAUACUACAUGUUGGAAACGGCCGUUCUGACUCUCCCGGUUUUGACUUUGAACGACACGCGGGACUACACCUGUGCGGCUUGGAAUGGGAUUGGAACCCAGGACCUCAAGGCCGUGUCUGUAACCGUGAUCAAGGCUAAAAAGGUUCCAGUUUCGCCUGUGACUAUUCCUGAUCCAGAGGAGGUGGAGAAGACGUCAUCGGAAACAUGGCCGCUGUUCCGGAUCGCCAUCUUCGCCGGGGCGGCGGCCGGAGGGGUUCUGGUCAUCACGGUCCUGCUCCUGGGCGCGCUGGUCGUCUGCAGGAAGGACCGCAAUCACGAGAACCACACGCAGUGCCGAUUGGUCAGCAUCGUUCCACCAAUCACAGACGCGGAGAUGGAAAUGACGACUAAAGAGAUCAGCCCAGGGACUACCAUGUCGAGGGACAGUUACUCUACGGCAAGUCUACUGUCAGAGAAAUGCGUUGCCAAGGCAAUCGAACCCUAUGACGUCAACGAGCCGGGGUUACUGAAGCUCAAGGUCGGCGACAUGGUGGAGGUGCUGAAGACCGGAAGUGAUGGAUGGUGGUACGGAUGCACGCAAGGCAAGAUGGGAGCAUUUCCGGCCGGCUGCGUGACGAUGGUGAAAAAGCCAGCCACUGACACAAGUAAUGGGCAUCUCUCCGGUGGCCAGACGGGAGGCGCUCAAUGUUCUGCCGACGAUGACAUGAAGUCUUCGCGCUACGUCACCGUGUACAGCACCAUACCUGUCGGCACGCUCAAGAGAAAGGCUCAGGCAGAGGAAGAAAAGAAAAUCCAGGAGACCUCCACACUGCCCAAACCGACCACUUUACCAAAACCGAAGACACCGGUCAUCCCCGAACCCCCUAAGGUGCCCACAACCGCAACCAUGUCUGGUUCGGCAACGUUACCUGCCAAGGAAACGCCCAAACCCAAAACGCCAACAACACCAGUACCUCCGCCACAAACACCUAUACCCACAUGUUCAGAAAAGGUUGCCGAGCGAUCGCGGGUGGAAUACGUGGAAACAGAUCUUGACGACGACGAAACUAUAAAGGCAAUGACCUUGAAAAUGCAGAAGCUAAACCCAAGUCUCCUUAACCCGAGCCAUUACGAAACGAGACUGUGACUAUAAGGUGGUCAGAACUGCUCGGGAUGAUGAAUGUGUGAAAAGUUACAUCUCUGUGGUUUUGCAAUAGGGAGAACGUGAACAAAUUGCACCCAGAUCGUCCAUGAAAUUUGUCACAGGUUUUCUUGGCUCCACGCCAUGCACGUAAAUGGAUAUAUGAGGACAUGAUGGACGGUGAACAUCGCAGUUCAGUCCGUGACUAUGGAUUGUAAUGUAGAUGCGGAUGUAUCGUGUUACUGUACAAAUUUACAUCUGGUAUUAAAACGUCGAAGAUGUCUUCUGUGACGUGAAUUUCGGCGCUGUGACGGGCGCUGUCUAUAGAUGACAAUGUUGUCCGUCAUUGUUGUUGUUGGGUUUCAGAUAAAGAUCUCAUAAUGUGUUACCAUGAGGCGAGCUGCUGGACAAAGGGGAAUUCCCCUGACUGUUGGAUCUCUACAAGAUUGAAUAUUAAAGAUGCGGACCUUAUGAUUGGCCGUUGAAUCUAGUUUUCCUGAUUGAACGCAACGGGAAUGACCAUGCUCCAAGAAGAAGGACUUCAAAUGUACAGAAACUGGGUAUUCUAUUAUGCGAGAAUCAUCCGAGGCAAUGUGAUAGUAGUCUACAAUGAAAAAAAGACUUUUCAAUGAACAAUAAACCUGUGCGAGAAAGCUAAAAGUCACGAAUGUCAGAACUUUUGAUGCCGGCACGAUGGCUAAGGCAGUAUGAGGGUAGGAAUGGAAUAUGAACGUUACAAGGGCUAACCAUCUCAGGACUUUGAAUGGGUGAACCACAUGGAUGUUUGGCUUAAACUGCACUGACAAGCAGUCAAUGCUUAGGGAAAGGAACCGCUAUUUCUUGGAACCUGCCGUUCUGGACAAUGAGGCUCUGUGUUGCAAAAGUAAUUGGCGAUGAUAGCUACAGGACAAGAGGAUAUACUACCAGGUUGUUACUAGUACUACCUCUACCAGCCUCACUUUCAGUCGGAAUUUCCAACAUGGCGAUAUUCGCGCAUGCGUACUGCUUGCUUUGAUGAUCCUCGCGACCGCACUGCCUCCUGGGAAGGGAAGAACCAUUAAUGCUUGCUACUACUAAAGGACACGAGCGAGUCUAUGAAGGAAAGACGCCUCCUGACUAACAUUAUCGUCCAGGCUUUUACUUGCUGUUGAGCGAGUAGCAUCACUAACAUAGUAUGUGAAAUAAUAGAAGGAACGUAUGUGUCUUUCCCUCGCCGUGGUAGUCCAAAACCAGUAGUGCCCAUCCCUAAAAAUAAUAUCAAAAUCUAAAAAAAAUUUAAGUCCACAAAGAUACAAAGAUGAAGAUGAAGAAAAAAAUAUAAGUCCACAAAAUAUAUAUCUAUAUAUCAAAAAAAAUCAUUUUAUUGUAGCGAGACCGAAACUUUAAAAGUAGUAGUUGGUUAAGACAAAUAUAUUGCUGGCGAUAUUUGUAACAUGUUAACUUGUGAUACCCCCUCUACCUUGAUCCACCAUUUGUAAUGCUGUGAUCUAUACAUAGCAAAAAAACUUCAGAGAAGCAAUUUCACGUCGACUUGAAACUUAACAAAAUGAAUUUUGGCAACUUACAUGUAACUGUACGAAACGUUCUGUGAAAACGGUUGAAGUUGAACGGUUGGACGGUUGUAUAAUCACAAUGAGUUCAUUAGCUUAUGGCGUUUUAUAAGACACCAAUAGGGCGAAAAUAAUCUUGAUAACGUUGUACUAAUAGACUCGGCAUGCCACUCUACCACCGUGACUUGUUUAACAUUUUCCAGUAUUACAGUAUAACUAAUAUAAAUUUUAGUUUCGACCUAGAGUAUCACGAGGUAUAUACCGUACAUCGUGAGGUGCCCUGAUUUAUAAUGUCCUCCAGAUACAAAAACUGUCUGAUUCUGUAUAAAUGUCCUAAUGUAUCAUUCUAAGAUCACAAAAGUGUUGACCACUUUUUUGACGACGCCGUGAAAUACUUAGCGAAACGAACUUUGUGAUUGGAUACUUUUGUACGUUCUUGCACAGUAUUUCUAUCCAUGCGUUUUAGCAAAGGUCCUUCAUAAGCCUUUAAUUUCGCUAUCUAAAGAUUAAAUAGAGCAUCACUGGCUGUAAGCAAUAAUACAUUAUAAGAAUAUUUUCACUGAUUUGUGGAAAUGGUGCUUUCUAUUUAGAACAAUCUCUCAAGAUAUAGAAACUGGUAGUUAGAUGACUAGAUUGAAAAUUAAAGUAAAGCUUUAUGAAAUAAAGUUGUUCCAAAUGUG